Molecule: messenger RNA, 1092 nt
Organism: Oncorhynchus tshawytscha (Chinook salmon)
Lineage: Eukaryota; Metazoa; Chordata; Actinopteri; Salmoniformes; Salmonidae
Exons: 4
Coding region: 208-1092 (294 amino acids)
Source: RefSeq, a predicted model, not a curated record
UAAAGACUGAACUUGGUAACUUGCACACAGUAUAACAUAAACGCAAUUGAAUGCAAGUUAUAGCAGGGUUGGAUCGUUGUAAUUUUCGACAUUGAACCCUGAUAUUAACCUCACCAGCAGCCGAAACAGACAGACAAAAAGGACCGCUUCUUGUUCCUCCCGAAUCGCCUUUGAAUGUGAGCUGUCCGCGGUACCUGGACGGGAAAGAUGCAGCAAAGAAGAUGCGGUUUUUUUAUGGUUUUAUCCUUUUUACUACAGAUGGGGAACGCAGAUGUUUUUUCUGGUGACCAUGACCGCUACACGACCAGGACCGGUGAAGGGAGGAGGUGGUCGGACAGCCCAGUCCUGGUGUACCGUCACGUGGACCAAGAUGGCCAGGAGAGGACCCUGGGUCUGGAGACACCCGGGUGGCAGCGUGGUGGGGACAGAGACAGUCUCCAUGCCUUGGUUAACACCCUCAGUGCCCAGCACCAGGCCAGACUGGACAGCUUCAGGGACAUGGCCAGGGUGGACAGCCUCCUCACCCAGUCCUCCCAGACCCAUGCCAGGCUGGCUAAGCUGAUGCCCGCUGCCCUGCUGGAGUCCCAGUCCCGCCAGGCGCCCCGUGGGCAUGGAGCCGUCAGCCUGUUGGCACAGCCGGAGCAGGAGGUACGGGUGGAGAACGCUCCGGUCUCAGCGCGCUGUAUGGUCACCGUGGAAGAGGAGGCAGUCCCUGGCAGUGUAGAGGAAGAGGAGACAGUCCCUGGCAGGGUACAGGAAGAGGAGACAGUCCCUGGCAGUGUACAGGAAGAGGAGAAGGCUGGAGAGGAGACAGUCCUGGCAGUGGGAAGAGGAGACAGUGUGAAGGAAGAGGAGACAGCCCCUGGCAGUGUACAGGAAGAGGAGACAGUCCUGGCAGUGUACAGGAAGAGGAGACAGUCCCUGGCAGUGUACAGGAAGAUGAGACAGUCCCUGGCAGUGUACAGGAAGAGGAGACAGUCCCUGGCAGUGUACAGGAAGAUGAGACAGUCCCUGGCAGUGUACAGGAAGAGGAGACAGUCCCUGGCAGUGUACAGGAAGAGGAGAAAGCUGGAGAGGAGACAGGGUUAUUAA